Uloborus diversus is the source of this 1125-nucleotide messenger RNA. RefSeq names its product neurotrimin-like. The transcript is spliced from 9 exons. The coding region runs from base 1 to 1125 and encodes 374 amino acids. Gene Ontology annotation, cellular component: neuron projection. The record is from RefSeq and is a predicted model, not a curated record. NCBI's taxonomy places the organism in Eukaryota, Metazoa, Arthropoda, Arachnida, Araneae, Uloboridae.
AUGAAAAGUCGUCUGCUCUGCUGUUGCAUUUCUCUGUUGCAUCUCGUUUCUGCUCAUCCCAGAGCUGAUCUGGAACCAGAAUUUGUUGGCGAAUCGAGUAAUGUAACAGUUACAGAAGGGUCAACAGCGCUGCUAACAUGUGUGGUCGAAAAUCUUGGGUUUUACAGGGUCGCGUGGAUUCGAGUUGAAAGUCAAACGAUCCUCAGCAUUCACACUCACGUGAUAACGAGGAAUUACCGCAUCACUUUAGACCACAAGAACAGACAGAAUUGGAACCUCGCCAUUUCGAACGUAGAAGAGGCGGACAGAGGGCAGUACAUGUGUCAGAUAAACACUGUUCCAAUGAAGAAGAGAGUCACGUAUCUGGAAGUUUUAGUCCCGCCUAAAUUUGUGGAUCGCGGCGAAAAUGAGGUGAUGGCCAGAGAAGGCUCAAACAUCACCUUGAGCUGCAAAGUCAAAGGAUAUCCUUUGCCGACCGUAACAUGGGAAAGAGAAGGAGGAAAAUCCCUUUCAGAAUAUAAAGGACACAGAGCACAAGGCGAAGAUUUGAGUAUUAUAAAAGUUAGUCGACUACAUAUGGGAGUGUAUCUUUGCACCGCUACAUCAUCCUUUCACAAAGCUCCUGCUUAUCAGCCAAUAACAAAAAGUGUCAUGCUACAUGUUUUAUUUCCCCCAAUGAUCUGGGUACCUCAUCAACUGAUCUUCGCCUCGGUGGGCGACACUGUGUCUCUUGACUGCUACACAGAGGCGUUCCCUAUGUCUAUCAAUUACUGGACCAAAGCGGACAGCUGUAACAUUCUACAGCCAGACGAUAAAUUCUCAGUCAGCAUAUCCGAUAACGUCUACCAAGUCAGCAUGAAGUUAGUCAUAGCUGACGUCCAAAUGGAAGAUUUUGGAAGUUAUAAGUGCAUUGCGAAGAAUUCGUUGGGGUCAACGGAGGGAAUAAUUCGUCUUUAUGAAGCAAGACGCAAUCUGAACCAAAAUAAGAAAAUUGAAGAUAUUGAAGAAAAAAGUGUUCAGAAGGCAGAAUCAACUUAUCAAGAAACCUACGAAGAAGUGAGAAUAGGUAAGAAAAAUUGUGAUAAUUUUCAGAGCACAAAUGUCAAGAAUACAAUUGCAAUCUAG